Molecule: messenger RNA, 726 nt
Organism: Microthlaspi erraticum
Lineage: Eukaryota; Viridiplantae; Streptophyta; Magnoliopsida; Brassicales; Brassicaceae
Source: the annotation of a GenBank genome assembly
AUGUUCAAUAAUUCCACUACCUUCGACUCCGGCUCCGGCUCCGGCGCCGUCGUCCCAACUCCCGCCGCUACUGUUCCCAUCACGGUCUUCCCCGGUACCACCAUCACCACCAACUCCACCUUCAUCAUCAUCGGACCUCCUCCACCGUUUCCGGCGCCUCCCCGGAGCAUAGACCUCUCUCCUCUCAAACUAAUCUUCGCCGUUAUCGCCAUCGUCGCCGUUCCCGCUUUAGUCUACGCUCUCUUCUUCGCCAUCCCGUGUUCUCAUAACCGCCGCAAUUCCUCUUCCUCCCGCCGCAGCAGCAGCUCCUCCUCCGACGACACGCCUCAUGUCUCCGUGGAUAUCUCCCCGCCGACCACGAGAGAAACAGACAGCGCCGCCGCCACCGCGACUGACUCCGGCCUCAAAUUCCAGAAGGAUACACAUUCCAAAGAGAUCGGAAACGAGUGCACCGUGUGUCUGUUAGUGUUCGCCGACGGCGAAGAGAUCCGACUACUGAGCCCGUGUAAACACGCAUUCCACGUGUCUUGUAUUGAGCCGUGGCUCGAGAAUCAUCCCAAUUGCCCCAUUUGCCGAGCAGACGUCUCCGUCAAACAGACGGAAGCCAACGUUACCGUUAACGCUAGUGCUAACGCGAAUCGCGGUGGAGGAAACCGCCGAGUUUCGGCGACCAAUAGAGAUGACGAUUGGCGUCAAGGUCUACCUGACGCUUCUAGUUUAGUUUGA